This is a messenger RNA of Dromiciops gliroides (monito del monte), 2256 nucleotides long. Its product is annotated as meprin A subunit beta-like. The transcript has 16 exons. The record is from RefSeq and is a predicted model, not a curated record. Gene Ontology annotation, biological process: proteolysis. Gene Ontology annotation, molecular function: protein binding; metalloendopeptidase activity; zinc ion binding. Gene Ontology annotation, cellular component: membrane. The coding region runs from base 1 to 2256 and encodes 751 amino acids. NCBI's taxonomy places the organism in Eukaryota, Metazoa, Chordata, Mammalia, Microbiotheria, Microbiotheriidae.
AUGGAUUCGUGGUGUUUACCUUGGGUUCUGCUCUGUGAGGCUCUCCGUGUGAUCUCUGGCUUGCCAGCGCUAGAAAACUUUGAUGUAGAUGGUGGCAAGAACAAUGACAUAUUUGACAUCAAUCACGCUUUGGGACUGAACCUGUUUGAGGGAGACAUCAACCUUGGUGGGACAGCCAGAAGUUCCCUUAUUGGUGAUAAAAAUAAAUGGCCUCACGUCAUCCCUUAUGUCCUCUCAGAUAAUCUGGAAAUCAAUGCUAAAGGAAUUAUCAUGAGAGCGCUUGAGCGGUAUCGUUUAAAAACCUGCAUUGACUUUAAACGGUGGAAAGGGGAAGACAACUAUAUUUUUUUUCACAGAGGAGAAGGGUGUUCAUCACUAGUGGGAAAUAGACACAUUGGAAAACAAGACAUUUCCAUAGGAACUGGAUGUGACAGGAUAGGGGCAGUUCAACAUGAGAUCCUCCAUGCCCUGGGUUUUGUGCAUGAGCAUUCCCGUACAGAUCGAGAUGACUAUAUUAUAAUAAUGGAAAACAAUCUUUUUCCAGGAACAGAAAACAAUUUCUACUCUCUAAGUGAAAAGAUAAUAGAAACCUUGAAUGUUCCCUAUGACUAUAUAUCUGUGAUGCAUUACCCUAAAACUGCAUUCCAAAUAAAAAAAGAACCAACAAUUAUAACAAGAAACCCUGACUUCAUGGAUAUAAUUGGACAACGAAUGGAUUUCAGUGAUUACGACAUUGAAAAAUUGAGUCGACGCUACAACUGCUCUUCUUCCCUAACCUUUCUGGAUUCAUGCGAUUUUGAACUGGAAGAUAUCUGCGGCAUGAUUCAAAGCUCAGAAGACAAUGGUGACUGGCAGAGGGUUUCACAGGUGCCAGGUGGGCCUGACACUGACCAAUCAUACCAGGACAAGUGUAAAGGUUCUUGUUUCUUUAUGCACUUCAACAGCAGCUCUCUGAAGGAGGGGGAAAAGGCAAUCCUGGAAAGUCGAAUAUUUUACCCUAAGAGAACGUUUCAGUGUUUGCAAUUUUAUUACUACAACAGUGGUAACAAUGAUGACCAGCUCAAGAUCUACAUCCGGGAGUAUGUCUCGUCCCAUCAUGAAAUCUCUCUUACUCUACUGGACGAAGUGAAAGAUGUACCCGUUGGGAGUUGGCAGCCCUAUUAUGUAAAAUUGGCAGCUACCAACAAAUUCAGAGUAGUGUUUGAAGGAACUCGAGGGAAUGGCACAUCAGUUGGUGGUCUCUCCAUUGAUGACAUCAACCUUUCAGAAACUUGGUGUCCUCAUCACAUCUGGAGGAUAAGCAAUUUCACGCAAAUCCUUAGCUCGAGGGGUGUUAUUGAUAGCCCUCCAUAUUAUUCCCAUAAAGGCUAUGCUUUUCAGGUUCAGUUAGAUGCAAGUGAUGAGACAAAGAUAGGGAUGUAUUUCUUCCUGAUCUCUGGGGCCAAUGAUGAACAAUUACGGUGGCCAUGUGUAUGGCAACAAGCUACAAUGACACUAUUGGAUCAAAAUCCUGAUAUUCGCCGGCGCAUGUCCAAUGAGAGGAGUUUGACUACAGAUCCAUUCAAGACAAUUGAUAAUGAUAAUGAAAUCGCUUUUUGGGACAAACCCUCCAAGGUAGGAAUGAAUGCAACUUUCCCUAAUGGAACAUCAUAUAUCAGAGGUCGGGGAUAUGGAAGCAGUGCCUACAUAACACAAAAAUGGCUAAAAAGCAGAGAUUUUAUAAAAGGAGAUAAUGUUUACAUCCUUUUGACAGUGGAAGAUAUAUCACAUCUCCUUUUCACUCAGCCAGGAUCCAUCCCUACAAAGGUGCCAGUCCAGCCAACUAAACUUCAUGUAAAUCUCUGUGCAAACUUUACCUGUGAGAAUGAUGGCAUCUGCGUUAUCCGUCAGGACAAAGCAGAAUGCAGGUGUCAAUCAGGUGAAGGCUGGUGGUACAAUGGAGAAAAAUGUGAGAAGAUGGGUUCCAACAUGCACAUCAUAGUUAUGACAGCUUUAUUGGCUACAAUAGUAUUUACUUUUAUGCUAAUAGUGACUUUUUUGAAUGUCUGUUUUAUUAAGAAGAAAUAUAGAAAAAGGCACAAUGCCAAUGCAUCAGAUAUCACCAUAGAAAAAGUAUAUGAUCAGUCCCUCUGGUGGCUGCAAACUACAGCUGUCCUCUUUGCCCAGGAACUGAAACCAGGGACUCUGUUCUCCCGUAAAGUGCCCACAGCUCACAGCAUCCCUACCCCUCACCACUGUACUCACCAGCUGUUUUAG